AUGGCUUCGCUGGCAGCCAUGGCUUUGGCGAUCCCGGUUUUGUUAACGGGGGAGCACCUGGCCUUGCGCGGGGCGGGGCGUUCGGCUUCCCACACUUUGGGGGAGGAAAUUUCAAUGGAUUUAACGCAGGAGGCUCUUUCAGGCGGCUUGAGUGGCCGGCCCUUCUCGCUGUCGACCGGCGGCUUCAACCCCGCCGUCGUGUCCCAGCCAACGCGUGUCAUUGUGCAGACAGUGCCGGUGGUGGUCGACAUUGUGAACCGCACCCACGGAUCCUUGAUUCCGCACUCCCAGCAGUCGACUGCCUUCGCGGCGCCCCCUCUAGAAGCAAGGACCAACUUCGGAGAAGGGUUUUUCAGUCCCGGAUUUAGGGGCUUUCAGCAGCAGGUCAAUAACGUCGACCCUUUCGCAUUCCCUCCCUUCUUCGACUCCCAGCUGGAGGGAGCAGCUGGGCAAGGAAACCCAGAGAACUCUAGCCCCGGCGCAGGAGCAGACACGUCUCAAGGAAGUUCCUCAAACUCUAUGGCGGAUCUGAUCGGUAUGCCAGUAAGUGUGGUCGCUACAGUGAACCGCAAAGGAGCUGCCCUUGUGGACGGAAUCUCUGAACAAAAUGCUGUUCUGAGUAUUGGCCCUCAAGACCAGGCAGAUCAGUCACCACAAGAGCCUCAGUUGCCAGCAGAGAAUGCAGCCGCUGCCCUCGUCCCUUCAGCUGAGGUUCUGGGUGAGGCGAGUGUCGACACCUCGGAUACACUCUCUGCGUCGACGGCCACAGCCUCACUGGAUCAACCAACCGAAUCGAUCUCACUGGGCCAGUCAGUCUCUGUCGCUUUAGCGGCACAAGAGUCUAGUGUCAAUCCCAUAAGUGGCGAUGUCCCUCAAGACCAGCCAGACACCCUAGCCUCUGCAAGUGGAAGUGGAAAGGCCCUGGACGCUGCUGAGGGCUCAGAUCUCAACACGAUGAAUGAAAGCGCAAUUGAGGAAAACCUGCCGAUCCCUGCUGCUCUGUCUACUUUUGCCGCCUUGGGAACCCCACCCAUCUUCAGGGGGGAAACUAACAAAAACCUUCAGCAGUUAAUGAAGACGCUGACAAGUAAAGGUGCCGCUACAGGAUCCCCGUCAGCAGAUUCUGGGACAAUAACCCCCCAGGUACAUCCAGAUAACUCCCACCUUGCAGCUUCUUCGGGGAAUAUAGGGCAAGUUUCAGGUCAAGUUCUGACAGAACAAACUUUUCCUGCUGUGACAGAACUUACAGUUAUACCAAUGGGUAUGAUGGCCACUUCAGGUCACGCAGGCGGUGCUGGUGUAGACAAUAUUGCUUCAGCAGUGCCAUCACCUAGCAUUAUUCAGGCAGAAGUUAGAUCUCUCAGUAUAAACAACCCAACUUCUUCAUUGUCAGUAAGUGUGCCAGAAAAGAUGAGCGUCACCCAAAUGCUGGCACAACAAGUCAAGCAGGCCAUGUCAGGGUUGGAUACAUCGCUUCAGGUACUGCCUUUUGCUUCAGGUGGCCUCUCAGGUCCUGCAGUGGGAGAAGCAUCCGUGGCGGAUCCUUCAGCUCCAAUAGUCAUCAGCAGAAUUGGGGUUAUCGAUGCCCAGGACACAUUGCUGAGUUCAGUUGGUGAGCAAAUGCAAACUUCGACUAACGCUGGAGAAUCUCUGAGCCACAAUGCAGGACUCACACACCUUAAUGUAGCCCCUGGAGGAUCCACUGAUGCCUCUGUGCAAGGUCUCCUCGGUAAUGGUGACACUGCUGCCAUAGGGGUAUUGGGGUCUGCCGCAGUUGACUUGGCAAUGGCGCAUGGAGAGCCCUCUGUUACAGUACAAGUUCAGGGGGCAUCCACUUCGACUGAUGCCCAGGCUCCUCACUCUCCAACCAGUGCCACAGUCAGCCAAACUACUAGUGAUGUGACAUCGCAGGUGGCUUCUAAUCUGGAGGCACUGGCUCGCCCUGGCCUCGCAAUUGCUCAUGGGCAACCUGUGCUUACAGGAGUCAGUGUAAAUACAAUAGGGAACCAAGGCAUAGCACAGGGACAGGACUUUCCUGUCACAGGCACCUCAGCUGGCCUGUCUCUAGGAAAUCAAGGCAGUUCAGAAAAAACUUCUGGCCUGGAAUUGUCAGCCAGCACUGCAGAUACUGUGACAGGAGCAAAUCAGUCACCUGUUCCAGUUAGCAAAAUAGCACAAGACAUGAAGAGACUUCAUGGAUUGCCUGCUUUGGACAUAACUGGUGUUGUUUCCUCAGCAGCCACUUCAAAUGUUACUGCAUCAGGUUUAUCAAAUCUUGUUGUCAGUCUAGGUUCUGCCAGUAAGCAAAUCGGUGAGGAGACAGGUCCAGUGGCCACUUCAAGAAUUGGAUUAGCUCCUGUUGUAGCUUCCUUUGCUACAGGAGAAGCCAUCAACACUUCACCCGCCACUGCCACGCUGGCAGCACCCUUGGUACUGAAUAAUGGACCCCAUUCCUUCCCAAAAGACAUGCAUAUUAACAAAGGUGCGGUAAUUCCCAACCCCACAACACCUACUCCUGUCACCACCACACAAAAGGCUCCAUCAUCUCCCUCCUCUGCAAUUAAGGUUACUAACUUCAGCACAUGUGGAACCCUUUCCACCACAGCUGCAACCUCCACCAACAAACCACUUGCUGAUGUCACAGAAGCUGCAGUUGGGACCCAGACAACACAUACCAAGUCUGCAUCUGCUUCUUCUCAACUGUUCCCUGACCAAAGCACAUCCCGGCCCAUCCUCCCUGCUGUUUCACCCUCACUUCAAGCAGGAAGUGAACAACAGGCUGCCAAAAUUGCCAUUGGGAAAUCGGUUUUAAGCUCAGCAGUCGGGUCAAGUGCAUCCUUAGGAUCUAGUGGAGCUAAAGGGUUAGAAGAACCCAAAACAACAGGAACACCUGUAACAACUGGAUCUAUUGGAAACACAGCAACAAGUACAUCAACUGGAUCUACAGUUAACAUAGAAACAAGUGUGGCAGAAGGAUCCCUUGGAAACUUAGGGCAGGUUGACACUAAGGAACCUAAUCUGCCAGUGCAGAACACUUUACAAACACAGACAGUGGUGACAGACAUAAAGACACAGGGAAAUACAGUCCAGCAGCAGACACAACAAGAUGUCCAUACAACCGCUUCAGAAAUUGGACGACAAGCAAGCGGGAUUCCUGGUAUCGUGCUGGCUCUCCCCUUAAACUCUCUUUUCUCGCCUUCAGCUUUCCAGGGAGUCUCAGGGAACCCCGGCUCAGCCACGGGCACCUUCCUAGAAAACUUUUCAAUUACCUCUGACCCUAACCAGUUUGUCCAACUGCUCAGAAACUUUCAUUCUGCCCAAUCACCGUCUGAUGGAAGAGGAAACUCAGUAGAUGCAAGCUUUGUCAAGAGUCUCCCUGCAUCGGUUUUAGCAACCUCUCACGGUCAAACAGUUUUAAAGGCCAAUACUCAGACUACAUCAUCCCUUGCUACAGCAGCUCCUGUAACACCAGUCUCUUUUUCAUCAGCCCCUGUAACACCAGACCCUGUUUCAUCAGCUCCUGUAACACCAGUCUCUUUUUCAUCAGCCCCUGUAACACCAGUCCCUGUUUUAUCAGCCCCUGUAACACAAAUUCCUAAUACAUCAUCCGCCCCACAACCCCCCCUUCCUUCUGUGAGCACAAGCAGACCCCGAGUGGUGUCUGUUAUAUCCCCUUCAGGAUCAAUCACAUUUAUGUCUGAAGAACAGGCCAGACUAACCACUUCUCUGGGUUUUGGCGUGCCCCUCCAAGCUGCAGCAGGAAAUGCAUCUACAGUCACUGGGCUGAAAAGUAUACAGGAACCUCCACUCACAACGCAAGGAAACACAUUGAAGAGAGAAUUGCCUUCAACAUCUGUGGCACCAGCAACACUAAGUCACAAGGAGUUACUUCCUAGAUCUAAAAGUUGUCUUGAGAGUGUGCAACAAAAUAAGAUCUGGCAAAAGCACAGUAUCUCUGUGGCUCUACAAAUGGCCCUAGUUGUCAGAAAACAUGUAGACAACAGUCCUCAGUCUCAUAAACUUACAGGAAAUGCAUCUAAUAACAUUUCCUUUCCAAUCACCUGCAUCCACUUCUGUAAGGUUCAGUUCAACAAGAACAAAAACAACCACUGCAUAACAAGCAGUCUUUCUGACAUCCAAUGCUCUGCAUCAGAAUUUAUCUGGUACCACUGGAACCAAAAUAAGCAUGUGACUGGCUAUGACUCUAGAUUGUAA
Molecule: messenger RNA, 4215 nt
Organism: Penaeus chinensis
Lineage: Eukaryota; Metazoa; Arthropoda; Malacostraca; Decapoda; Penaeidae
Product: mucin-19-like
Exons: 6
Coding region: 1-4215 (1404 amino acids)
Source: RefSeq, a predicted model, not a curated record